Messenger RNA from Synchytrium microbalum, 1041 nucleotides. RefSeq lists its product as uncharacterized. The record is from RefSeq and is a predicted model, not a curated record. Bases 1 to 1041 code for a protein of 346 amino acids. Lineage: Eukaryota; Fungi; Chytridiomycota; Chytridiomycetes; Synchytriales; Synchytriaceae. The transcript is spliced from 3 exons.
AUGCCAUCUCUAGCUCCCCAGCAAUGCAUACAAACUGCCGAGAAUUCCGACAUCACAUACCCCCAGUGUUAUUCCUCUGAUUCUCUGGCACCGCUCGAGUCACGGCAAACCUGCCUAGACAUACCUCUAACAACAUCCUGUGGCCGGCAGCUAUGCUUUUUGAACUCAUACUGCGAAUCACCUGAAGAUUCUCUAUGUAUCGAGCGAGUGGAUAACGGCCUGGGAGGAUAUGGAUGGGUCGUGGUUAAUUAUGCUGUAAACGAGACUCUGACGCCUGGGUUCUGUCGCAUUUGGAAUCAAGCCUUGCAGUGCAACGCAACAGACUGUCUACUUCCAUCUCUAGUGGCUUUAGAACUCAAUUCUAUACCAAACGUUGGUGGGAGUACUAGUUCGAAUCCUCAACCGGCGUAUACAGUCCCAAUAACACAGACAACACCAAAUCCAUCGUCAGAUACUCAAUCACAGUCACAGCCACCAGGCCUAACGCAAUUCCUCCUAUAUCUGGUUGUACCAUUACUAGUACUAGCUCUCAUUAUACCAUGCGCACUGCUCCGCUUCCGCCAAUGGAUAAUCCGUAAACGAACCAUAAUAACCACAACACAACCCUUUGAAGUAGUCUUCUCAGCACCACGAAGCCCAAACUCGAAUGGAUUUACAUCAUCAGCAUCACCAUCAUCAUUAAGCAGGACGCCAUUUAAUCAUAUGCCACCACCGUCACCGUCGACAUCAUCGUUUUAUGGAUCACUAGAAAGUCCAGGAUGUGAAGCAUUUGCGGUGCCAGUGUCACCUAUAACGGUACAUGAGAAACGAAAGUCGACAAUGCUGAAACGGAUUUCGUCGUUGGCGCUUAUGAAGGGGCCCGAUACGAUAGAGGAGCAUACGACGGUGCUGCAUGUACCAAAGGAGAUUGAGACAUGUGUAGAGAAUGAAGCGGUAGUGGUCUGCGGGACGCCCCCAACGUAUGAACAAAGUCUAGCGGAUACUCGUCAUGAAAACAGAACGGCUCAUAGGAGUCGUUUCUUCCGUAUUGAUGAAGCAUGA